This is a messenger RNA of Tetrahymena thermophila SB210, 4146 nucleotides long. RefSeq names its product transmembrane protein, putative. The record is from RefSeq and is a predicted model, not a curated record. The transcript has 6 exons. NCBI's taxonomy places the organism in Eukaryota, Ciliophora, Oligohymenophorea, Hymenostomatida, Tetrahymenidae.
AUGAAUGUUUUAGCUCAUCUAUAAAAUAAAUUGUUGAUAACUUAAUAAAUACUUUAAGAUACUAUAUGUUUAGAGAACAUAUAAAUAUAAAGCAUUAAAAUUACUAAACCAUCUUUAUAUCCUAUAGUCUCUAUUAGAAGCUCUUAAAUUUAUCUUAAUUAAAGCUCAGCUAAGAAUAAUAUUGCAAAUUUCACUAAUUAAAAUUCUUUAUUUACUCUGCAAGCAGAAAACUUACUAAUUACUAAUUCGACAUUAAAUUAAAAUUCUGGUUUUUAAAAUUUAUUGUUGAUAUAAAAUACAUAAUAAGGAAAUAUUCAAUCAUUGAUAGUUUCUAAUAAUUUAAUUAUGGCAGCUUUACUUAUAAGCCAAUCUAAUAUAUAAAUAUAAGUAUCUUAAAUAAAAUAAAAUUAAUCUAAAUCUGUUAAAUAGUAAAGUUCUGUUGUUACAAUUAUACAAAAUUCAUUAAUUUAAAUUUAAUCUUUAGAAUUUGAGUAAAAUUAAUCAAAUAAUGGAGGUUCACUAUUUAUAUCUUCUAGUUAAUUAAUAAUAAGCUAAUCUUUUUUUAAAGGAGAUAAAAGCAUACUAAAUGGAGGUUCUAUUUAUUCAUAGAAUUCUUAAUUAACUAUUUAGUAAAGUUAAUUUUAUCAAUGCUCCUCUAUGAUUGGAGGAUGUAUAUUUGCAUAAGAAGGAAAUUUAAAUAUAAGUUAACUGCUUUCUUAAAAUAAUACAGCUACAUAAUUAGGUGGCUUUUUAUAUAUUAAUUAAUUAGAUUAAUUUAUAUUAUAAGAUAUUGAUAUUUCUAAUAGUAUAUCGUUUGGUGAUGGUGGAUCUAUAUAUAUAUAACAAUCAAAGGGAAUUAAUUCUGUUAUAGCAAAGAGUACUUUUUUAAAUAAUUAAGCCAAAGGAAGCGGAGGGUCAAUACUGACAGAUAAUUCAAACUUCUAGAUAAUACAAUGUAAAUUUUAAGGAAAUAGUGCAGGUAUAGGAGGAGCCAUUAGAUAUUUAAAUUUAAAACCUGCUUUUAUGCUAAAUUUAAAAAAUAAUAUUUAAGACACUUGCAAUACUUACCAAAAUAAUGAAUGCUACAACAAUACGUCUCUUAUAUUUGGAAACUCUAUAGCCAGCUAUCCUUGUAGAGCUUCUGUUUUACCAAGCAAAUAUUUUAAUGUGCAUUCAGAAUUUCCAAACAUUAGUUUUAGUAAUUUUUAAAGUGGAUUAUCUAAUUUCGAUCUAGUUAUUGUAUUUUUUGAUGAGUUUAACAAUCCAAUCAAUUAAAUAGAUUUUUAGAAUUAAACAAUAAUUAAUUAACUUAGUUCGGAGUUAUUUUAAGAAAUUAGUUAAUAUAGUUGUAGAGUUCAUAUAUAAUAGGUAAACUCAUAGCUAUAAAAUUAGACAAUUAAGCUUGAUGGUGCAUAAUUUUCCUAAUAUUAAUAUUUAAGUAAUUAGUAAAUAGGAUGUUUUAUAAAUGGCUUAAAAAUUACAGGUAUUCCUUCUUAAUCAGCUAUUAUGAAUUUACAGCUUUAUGGAAUGAAAGCAGCAAAUAAAUCUAAUUAAUUUACGGAUAUUAAUGAUAUCUAAAUAAAAAUUUAAUUUAGAAGUUGCCAAACUGGUGAAUACUAUAAUAAAAUUUGCUAAAACUGUCUUUUGUAAGAAUGUGUUUAAUGUAUGAAUGGAACAUACUCUUUAAUUUAUCCUUUUGAAGAUAAAAAAAUUGAAUGCAAAAGUUGUGAUAUGUCUAAAUCAUACUCUUGUUACUCAGAUUAAAUAAUUUUGAGAGAAAAUUAUUGGAGAAUAAAUAAUCAUUCUGAUUUGAUUUAUGAGUGUAAUUAAGUUACCAAUUCUUGUAAUGGAGAUUCUUAGAAAGGAUAUUGUGCAGAUGGGUUUGUUGGUGCUUUAUGUUCUUCUUGUGAUGCAUAUGGCAAAGUAUGGGGAUAACCUUAUUAAUUUGAUAAUUAUUCUAUUAAAAACGGAGUAUAAUGUAUAAAGUGCUCAUAAUAUUCCUCUAUAUUAUUAAAAGAACUGUUUGCAUUCACAAUAAUUUCAAUUUAUUUGAUUGUAUUGAUUAUUUAGUCAUAAGAUAGCAACUGUAAAGUAUGCUUAAUGAGGAUCUUGUAAUCUCUUGAUCUGCUUUAUGUAGGUGUCUCAUCAUUUUUAUCUGAUAACUAGGUUAUAUCUAAAAUAUUUAUUAACUAAUUCUAGAUACUUUCAACUUUAAAAUAUAGCUUAAGGAUAAAUAUAUCUUAAGUUUUCUCUAAUUUUUUAACGAUCCCUUAAUCUGCAUCUCAGCCUAUCAAUGUUUUUACUUACUCAUUUGACUGCAUUUUAAGCUAAAUAAAAAUAAAUAUACCUAUACAAUAUAAAAGGUUCAUAAAUAUCUCUUUGGUGCUCCCUUUAAUUUUCAUUAUUUCUUUUUUUAUUUUUGUAUACUUAAUACUUUAAGGUAUUAAGUGUUUAAUUCCAAAGCAAUACUUCUUUUACAAAACUAAGUACUUAAGAUUGAAUGUUCUGAUAAGUGCCUUAAUUGUACUAACCUAUAUAGCAUCUUAAAAUAUUUAUUAGGCAGCACUUGAAAAUAUAUUUUGUGAUAAAUACAGCAAUGUUUAUUAUAUGAAGAGCUAAAUGGAUGAAAUAUGCUACACCUAAGAACACUAUUAUUAUAUUUUUUUCCUAAUAGGUCCAGUUUUAUUCGUAGUAUCAGUAGUCUACCCAAUUACAAUGCUUAUAAUAUUGUAUCGAAAUAGAUUUAAAUUAUUUGAUUCAAAGCAAAAAUCUAUUAAUUUAAUUAGAAGAUAUGGAUAUUUAUUCAAAGGUUUUAAAAAGGAUAGAUGGUGGUGGGAGAUACUUAAAACCUGGUAUAAAUUUUUAAUUACCUUUAUGGCAACUCUUUACAGAUCAUAACCUUUACCUUAAAUAUUGAGCAUUAUCUUUCUCUAAAUGAUAUAUCUUUACUUACUUAUGAAAUAUUAACCCUAUCAGCAUUAUAAAAUUAAUUUAUUAGAAAAAAGAUCUGUAAUUUAUACUCUACUAAUAUUUUAGAUAUCUAUAGUGUACCUUUAUAACUCAGAUGGAAUCUUAUCUAUUUUUUCAUAAAUUGGAUUGAUAAUUCUUUUAGUCAUUUUGUUAGGGAGAUUAAUUUUAAGCUUUAUAGAAGUUCAUUCAAGAGUACAUUUUUAUGCUAUUGGUAAAAUAGGCUGCUUACGUAGUAUUUGUAAAUACUUGAGAAACCAUCUUUAAGGAGAGAAGUGUAAGUUUUGGAUAAAAAAUUAUUUAUUCAAUAAUUUUUGGGGCUUAUACAAUAUGCUGUAUAUAGAAAAUUAUGAUCCUUACAGAGUCUUUGGCAAUUGGAAAAAACUGAGAUUGCUUUUCAAAAAUGGAAAUAUUAAGUUAACAAGAGUCAAUAAUACAUCUUUAACAUAAUAAAGAAGUAAUAAGAAGACAUUCUAAAAUUAAACUAUAAAUCAAAAUUCUAGUUAGACUUAUAAUCUGUCUAAUUAUAAAAGAAUAAGUUUAAAUAAUUCUAUUUAUUCCCCUAAAAUUUUAUAAGAAAGAGAUAAUUCAAUAUCUCCUAUAACAUAAAAUACUGAUUACUUCCAAUUUAGUAAUUAUUCAAAGUAAUCUUUUAAAACUUUUACUUUUUAAGGCUUAUUUACCCCUAAAAAAAUUAAUAGUCCUAUUAAUUCUAAAUGUGUUUUAUAAGCUAAAAAUUCAGAAAAAGAUAAUUAGGCUCCAUGUGUCGUAUUUUAAAAUACUAAUCCUUUAAAAUAAAUAAAAAAAUAAAGGAGUACUUACUUAAAUACUGAGUGUCAAAGCAUUUUUUCUCCAAAAAGAAACUCAGUUAAUUAAUAAAAUAUUUUAAAUUAAUUUUAAUUUGAAUAAGAUUAUUCAAAAUCUCCUAUAUCUAAAAUUACUAGUCCUUCCCAAUAAUUAAAUGGAUCAAAUUGUAAUUUCAAAAAAUAAUAAAAUGAAUUACAAAAAUUAAACAUAAAUUCUAAAAAUAUUAAAAAAAUUCGUUAAUUAGAAUCAUAUUCAUCAUUUUCUGCAAUAAAUUAAAAUUCUAAUUUAUUCUAAUCAGUAAAUCAAUAAUUUUUUUAACCUUAAUAUUCUAAUACUCCAUAAACAAAAGAUGCCAAUACUAAUUAAAAUUGA